CUGGUUUCUGAUAUUCGUGGCGAUAGAAAUCAUCCAAAUGGGCAUGUUGCCGUGUCUGCCGGGCGUCAUUACAGAAAUGAUUGCAAACGAAAUAGACAAAAUCAAGAUUUCUCUAACCAACUACUUAUACGACGAUAAUAAGGGAAUCAAUGACCGCGGCUCGGCGGAGGGGUUCCUGCGCUACCUGCAGCUGCGCCCGCUCCGCUGCAGCGUGUGGCGGCUGCUGCCUGUGGACCUGACGCUGCCCGUGAGCCUGCUGAGUCUCUGCACCACCUACCUCAUCGUGCUCAUACAGUUCUCCGACUUGUAUUGACGAGGAGAUCAUACCGCGGAUUAGUGGGCACGAAUGGGCAGAGAACGUUUCAGAAGUUUUUUUCCUCUAUACUAGAACAAUAUAGUUUCUGAGAUAAGUAUACAUAAAAAACCUAUUUUUAAUAUUUAUUCUUCUUCUGUUGCCGUCUCCUAUCGAAGGUUGGCAAUCAUCCUGCUGAUUUCCGUCUUGGAGGCCGCCGCACGGAACAAUUCUCCAGUGCUCAGCUGGAACCACUGGCGUAGAUUUUGCAGCCAUGAUGUCAUUGGCCGCCGGC
This is a messenger RNA of Plutella xylostella (diamondback moth), 587 nucleotides long. RefSeq lists its product as uncharacterized. Gene Ontology annotation, biological process: sensory perception of taste. Gene Ontology annotation, cellular component: membrane. The record is from RefSeq and is a predicted model, not a curated record. NCBI's taxonomy places the organism in Eukaryota, Metazoa, Arthropoda, Insecta, Lepidoptera, Plutellidae.